Rotaria sp. Silwood2 is the source of this 2148-nucleotide messenger RNA. Lineage: Eukaryota; Metazoa; Rotifera; Eurotatoria; Philodinida; Philodinidae. The record is from the annotation of a GenBank genome assembly.
AUGUCGCGCGCUAUACAACGUCUUAUGAAAGAUUAUCGCAAAGCAGAAAAGUUAAUAGGCCGUUCAACAAAUGAAUCGUUUGCCGAUUUUACGAAUUCAGCUUCAUUUACAACACAAACAAUGGCACAAAUAAGACGAGAUCCAGAAUUAACACAAGAUGAAAAAAAAUAUCUUGUUGCUGUUGAACUUAUUAAAAAAAAAACUGAUCGAUUAAUGAGAUGUUUUUGUUUUGUAGGUGGUGAUAUGGCUACAACUCGUCGAUAUCUUGCUAUUUCAUCGGGAACACCAGCAGCUUUACUUGAUGUUGACAUGCCGAUGACACCAAUUAAUAUUAAUUGUCUUGAUCCAUUAGGGCGAAGCGCACUUUCCAUAGCAAUUGAAUAUGAAAAUAUUGAAAUGAUUGAAUUAUUACUUAGUUAUAAUGUUGACACAGGUGAAGCUUUAUUACAUGCUAUUGAUGAAGAAUUCGUUGAGGCUGUCGAAUUACUUCUUCAACAUGAAGAUCUAAAACAACAACAACAAAAGAAUCACAUUAAUGUAUAUAACAAUCGAUAUUCAAAUAAUAUUGGCAUAAUUGAUAAAUCUAAUCCAUUAUUCACUUUGGCUCAAGAUGCAUUGGAAAAAGAGAAAAAAGAACAACAAUAUGAUAUUACUCAAAAGGUGCAUGAACAACUUAAUUUGAGUACAUCUCGCUUGUAUACACCUGAUAUUACACCUGUUAUAUUAGCUGCACAUCGAGAUAAUUAUGAAAUACUUAAAAUUCUAUUGGAAAGAGGAGAAAAAGUUACUGAACCUCAUGAUGUUCGUUGUGAUUGUGCAAAUUGUAUUGUAUAUAAUAAAGAAGAUAGUUUAAGACAUUCACGAUCACGUAUAAAUGCAUAUAAAGCAUUAUCAUCGCCAUGUUAUAUAUCAUUAUCAAGUCGUGAUCCAAUAAUGACAGCAUUUGAUUUAAAUCGUGAAUUAAAACGUUUAUCACGUAUUGAAAAUGAAUUUAAACAAGAAUAUGAACAAUUAGCCCAACAAUGUCAAGAAUAUAGUGCUGCCUUAUUAGCUGAAACACGUUCAUCAAAAGAAUUAGAAAUUAUAUUAAAUUAUGAUUCAGAAAAUCCACCAGUAUUAUCAGAAACAACAGAAAAAAUGCAUUUAUCUCGAUUAAAAUUAGCUAUACGUUAUAAACAAAAAAAAUUUGUUUCACAUGCACAUUGUCAACAAUUACUUGCUUCGUUAUGGUAUGAAGGUUUACCGGGAUUUCGGCGUCGUCAUUCAGUUAUUAAAAUAUUAAUAACAACUUUUGUUGGCUUCCUUUUUCCAUUAUUAUCGAUCGCUUAUUUAUUAAUGCCACGUAGUAGUAUUGGUCGUAUUAUGCGACAACCAUUUAUUAAAUUUAUUUGCCAUUCUGUUUCAUAUAUUUUCUUUCUCAUUUUACUUUUCGUUGUUUCAUUACGUAUCGAUUUUGCUAAAGUAUUAUCAGGUAUUGAAGAAGAAUCAAAUGAAAGACGUGGUCCACCACCAAAUCCAGUUGAAAUAGCUAUUAUGUUCUAUGUUGCCGGAUUUAUUUGGGCAGAAAUAAAACAGCUCUACCAAGAAGGAUUACAUCAAUAUAUGGCGGAUACAUGGAAUUUAUUGGAUUGGGUUACAAAUUGUCUUUAUGUAGCUACUAUUGUUCUACGUGUAAUGGCUUAUGUUAAAGUUAAUCAAGAAGAACGUGAUCUUCAAAAUAAAUCAAUAUCUGUUAAUGGUUCUCAUAAUUCAUCCGGUGUACAUCAUACACAUGAUCAUCAUAAUUUAACUACUGAUCCAGCUAGUAUUUCAACAGGUCAUAAUGUUCGACGACGAGAUUGGAAUGCAUGGGAUCCAACAUUAAUAUCUGAAGGAAUAUUUGCUGCAGCUAAUAUAUUUAGUUCAUUAAAACUUGUUUAUAUAUUUACUAUAAAUCCACAUCUAGGACCAUUACAAAUAUCUUUAGGACGUAUGGUACAUGAUAUAUUAAAAUUUAGUGUUUUAAUAUUACUUGUUGCAUUUGCAUUUGCAUGUGGUCUUAAUCAAUUAUUUUGGUAUUAUGCACGAAUGAAAAAAAGUGAAUGUGAACAAGAUGUUGGAUUUGAUGAAUAUUGUGCAAAAGAAAUUCAUAAACAUUUUUCAAAGUAA